GUACCGUUCAAUACAAGUCACGAGUAAAGACUAGUAUUCAAUAUUUACCGUUACAGUGGGAGUAUAAUAAUUUUAUCACAUUUCCAGUGCAUGUCUAGCUUUAGUGAUUGUAAACUCUGUGACCAAACUUUAUUACAUUUAUUAUCAGUCUAUAAAUUUAUUUCAUUGUGCAAUAUAAGUGGUGAAAAUUCAAUUAUACGAUGUUAUUUGUAUAUUUUUUUAAAUUUUAAGUUUGAAGUAAUUAAUUAUAUUUGCAUUUUAAUAAUCUAUUAAAGAAUUAUUGUGUGUGUUUUGGCCAGGUACCUAAUCAAUUUUCAUAGCAGAGUUAGAAUUGUACGGUUUUGGACAUAUGGAACCUCUUUAGAGCCGAAUAAAGUGAUUUGGAUACUUGCAGUUAUACGACGUACAUAUUUUGUCCACGCUGAGUAACUGUUACUUUGUUACAGUGAUUUUAUCUAAUACAACAAUGAACUUUAUAAGUAUUGAAUAUAGAUGAUGUUGGCCUAAAAACAAUUCAAUGGGUUAUUUUGUGCCCAUACGACCGAUGGCGAAGCUGCGAAGGGAUAAAAUUUGGCGCUGGCGCUGCCAAUGGAGUGUGGUCACCAUCACGGCUGUAGCGCUAGUCAUUUAUAACGCGGCAGCCAACGUGUGGCUCCUGCGGCCUCAACCCUGUCCCGCCGUAAACACGCCCUCACCGCCGCCAUCGUCAGAAACGUCAUCCUGCGAGCCCUGUAUCGACACUGCCCCUAAUAUUGUAAUGGACGAUGACCCCAUAUCGAGACUGGACCUUAGACUUGGAAGGUGGGACGGUUCUAGGUCCUUUCGAAUGUUUGAUUACGCUACGGUCGGAGAUAUGUAUGCAGAAAUAUCAGGCAAUCGGCGUGUCUGUUUAGCUACCCAAAGUUCAAUUGAGAGGCUACACGAAUUGUUACGGAUAGCAGCUCAUUGGUCCGGGCCAAUAUCUGUCGCUGUAUUUGUCGCUGGAGAUGAGCUAAGACUUUUGAGAGCAUUCGCUACUUGGUUAUUUCGUUGUCAACCAGAAAUAUACUCGCGGCUGGCACUUCAUGCCGCUACGCCAGCAGAGAGACCAGGAACGCCAGGAAGUAUGCCGAAUUGGGCGAAAGAUUGUGAUGCGAUGCCAUUACCACCGGGAGAAAGACGGGCCGAUACGGUCGCAUGGAGAGCGAGACAUCCGUACCCACAAAAUCAUCUGCGGAAUCUCGCAAGAAGGAACUGUCAAACUCCUUACGUUUUCCUCGUAGAUGUGGACAUUGUGCCUUCGAAAGGUAUGGCGGAAUCAUUAGACAAGUUCCUAACAACGGCUCCCAAAUGCCCGUUGUGUGCUUAUGUGGUGCCCACAUACGAACUAGAUAGAAGAGUAGCAAAUUUUCCAGCGAACAAGUCGGAGUUAUUAAGACUAUCAAGAAAUAAAUUAGCUAUACCUUUUCAUAGGAAGGUGUUUAUUUACAACCAGUACGCUUCGAAUUUCUCUAAAUGGGAGGCGAGUGGAGGGAACGAGAGCAUCGACACGCACGUAAGUCACAACGUGACCAACUUUGAGUUAUUGUAUGAACCAUUCUACGUGGCAUCGGACACAGUGCCUGCUCAUGACGAGCGCUUCUUGGGCUAUGGUUUCACUAGGAAUACUCAGGUAUACGAAAUGUUUUUAAUUGGCUAUCAGUUUCGAGUGCUAUCACCAAUCUUCACUAUCCACUGGGGUCUGCAGGCGCGGAGGUCGCGCCCUCUGUGGCGCGAGAAACAGAACGAGAAAAACAGAAAGCACUUCGAGACCUUCAAGAGGGAGUUAUUCGCGAGGUACAGGAGGGAUCCUCUCCACCUAUUGAGGAGGCCUCCGCAGGCGAAGAAAACAUAGGCAUCGCAAGGCCGAGCGACUAGUUUUGCCGGCCUGCUCACUUUAUCAGUACUCGUCAGACUGUUCUGACGACGGGUGGACUCGAAGUUGUGAACACUAAUUUGUGAUAAGUAUGAUAGUGUCAAAUGUUGGGAAAUAUAUAUCAUUGUAUAUGUAUACUCACUGUAACGUGGAAGGUGGUAUCGUAUUUAUAUAGGUAGUAUAUAUAGAUGUAAAGUAGUAUAUGCUAGGGUUUUUAGUUUUCUUUUUAUCGUAAAAUAUACGUAUUUUUAACUAUAUCUUUGAUUGUACAGGUACAUAUAUAAUUGAAUUGUUUGUUUUUUUUUUAUUAUAAUUUCUUUUCCUUAAUAUUCGUAAAUUAUACUAAUAGCUAUUAGAGUAGUUAACUAUAUUUUGUAGAAGAAUUUUUAUUUUCUUCUUGUUAGUAUUAGAUCUAAUACAUUUAAAGUACUUAUCUUUUAUAAUUUUAUAUAUUUAUACAUUUAUUAUAAAAAUCUAUUUUAGUCGAUAUAUAUAUAUAUAUAUAUAUAUAUAUAUAUAUAUAUAUAUAUAUAUGUGUAUAAAAAUUAUAUUUUUGUUAUUUGUCUUGUCUCGUUACCUAUUCUCUAUGCACGCAUAUAAUAUGUACCAAUACUCUGGUAGACACAUGCGUACGAGUAUAAUUGUUGCACUAUUAGUUAAUGUAUUUAUAUUAUAUAUUUUGUUCUAAAUGUCAAGCUUAAGCGAAAUAUUUAUAUAGUAAAUGUGUUGAAUAAUACACAAUAACAAGAUUCGCUGAUAGCUUUAAAAAUCUCUAUUUUAAUUUACACGUGUUUCUUGUUCAACAUUAAAUACCAUCGAAAUGUUUCAGUCCUUGUUAAUAUGGCACUUAAUUUUUGAACAUUAUUAGACAGGUAGAUAGAUAGAUACUCUUUAUUGUUUCCUAAAAAAGAUUACAAUAAUAAACUUAUUCUAGAUAUAAACAAUUACAAGAAAUAAUCACAGUGAGAAAACAAUGGGCGACCUUAUCGCUAAGAGCGAUCUCUUCCAGGCAACCUUUGGAUGGAGAGGAGUAAUUAUAAACAAUUUGGUGGGAGACACGAUGAAGAUCCUAUUAUUUCUAAAUAUGGAUAUGUAAUAGCUUAGAAAGUUGACUGUAAAUGUAGUUAUAAGUGAUCAAUGGCUGUACUAAAUGUUUGUAUUGUAUUAAUUGAUUAUACCAACAACUGAUUGGGCAAUGUGGU
Galleria mellonella (greater wax moth) is the source of this 3096-nucleotide messenger RNA. Its product is annotated as trypsin beta. NCBI's taxonomy places the organism in Eukaryota, Metazoa, Arthropoda, Insecta, Lepidoptera, Pyralidae. The transcript has 6 exons. The record is from RefSeq and is a predicted model, not a curated record. Gene Ontology annotation, molecular function: glucuronosyltransferase activity; serine-type endopeptidase activity. Bases 518 to 1873 code for a protein of 451 amino acids. Gene Ontology annotation, biological process: proteolysis.